ACAAACAAAUUUUUCAAGUCGAUCGGCAACAAAUUAUUGAAAAAUAAAGAGAAUUAUGGAAGAAAAACAACCUUCAAACACUCCAGCUCCUUCAUCGGGACCCGCAAAGCCCUUCAAAGGUCGUUACAACAUCCUAAACGAUCCAAAUACUGCUCCGGCGAGAAUUUACGUCGGUAAUUUGUCGGAAACGAUUGAUGAGGGCACUUUGAGAACCCGAUUCGGAACUUAUGGACAAAUAUCAGAUGUUCUGUUGAAAAAGGGAUUUGCGUUCAUUCAAUUUAUGUCGAAAGACUCUGCAGCGGAGGCAAUUGCAAAGGAAAACAAAACCACGAUGUUAGACAAAAUUAUUGCCGUGCGAACAGCUGUCAAGAAGGGAAAUGAAAACGAAAGUGCUGCACAACCACCGAAUAAUAGCGUAAUUCCGUCGAAUAAUGGACCUCCAAAGAUAAACAAUGCUCGAGGACCUCCUCCGUCACAACAACAACAACAACCGCCGGCUUUGCCAUUCAAUCACACUGUCACUUCGAAUCAUAUUGAGAUCAUGGCUAUGUCUCGAGACUUCACAGAAUACGCGGAAAAUAUCGAAACGUAUCUUAAGAACAAAAACUUAAAAGUUGACAUUUUGUAUCCGAAUCCAAAUGUCCCGAUGCCGAGUUUGCUUGAAAAUAUCCAAAUGCGUGGCACACUUUUCGCCCUGGAAAUCGACGAGCACAAUCAGCGCGACGAAACUGUAACUGUCUACAUGCUGUACCACGAAAAAAUUAAAUGGCAACGCGACAUGCGAGUACAAGACGCUUUAGCGCACGUUCAAAAAUGCUCCGAAGAAUACAUCCAACCGAGCAAUUCCACGCCAGCUCUCGAUCAACAACCACCUGCUGCAGGAUCAUUCACUCACAAAGACACCGCAGAACCCACAAAUGGCAUGUCAUCCACAUCCUCGCCUCAAUUCAAAACGUAUGAAGGCUCCAUGAAGACCAUCAACGAGCAAGUAGCGAGUUUAGUGAAACGCAACAUGGUAUCCGUCGCCGAUCUUGACAACUUUAUCGAGCAACUACGAAAAAUGCGACGUGCUGUGGCUGUUAUGGAGAAUCCUUUGAACCCCCAACCAGAACCAGAGGUACCGGAAGAGGAUCCCGUCGAGCAGAGAAUUCAGGGAAUCAUCAAAUCGCAAAAUUAUCUCGAGCAAUUGUCGAAACCUGAACCAUUUGUCAUGACGAAAGAACGUUUGGCACUUUUACAAGACCCAAAAAUCGAAAGGGCUCUUGACACACUUUUACAUCCCGACAUCUUUUCGACGUUAGACCUGAGUUUCAUUAAAAAUAUGUAAAAAAAUAAAGAUUUCAUGUAACUUUAAGAGAGUAUUCAAGUCGAACGAAUGAGAGAAACGUAUUUGGAUAGAAAUGCUCUCUAAUCGUAUGUCGUUGCAUGUCACGUAGAAGCAAUGUUCUGGUCAAGUAGUCAUCAAGAAACAAUUUUUUUGAUGAUUUUCAUGUAAUUUACAUAAA
Culicoides brevitarsis is the source of this 1505-nucleotide messenger RNA. RefSeq lists its product as uncharacterized. Gene Ontology annotation, molecular function: RNA binding. Bases 56 to 1327 code for a protein of 423 amino acids. The transcript has 2 exons. Lineage: Eukaryota; Metazoa; Arthropoda; Insecta; Diptera; Ceratopogonidae. The record is from RefSeq and is a predicted model, not a curated record.